AUGUCUUCAUCGCUAAAUGUUGAAAAUAAUCAAAACAAUUCAACUGCGCCACCUGGAUGGAAUGACCCUCCACCUACAAUUAAUCAAUCUAAUUUAAAUAGUCGAACACAUUUACACAAGCUUAGGAGGCCUGUUGAUCCAUCAAUUCAGGGUUCAAAUUUCAACACACCAGAAAAGGAUUUUUCUCUUUCUCCUAAUAAUAACUCCCACUUUCACCAAUCAAGAUCAUUUCCUCAGCUUACAAAGCCAGAAUUAAUACAAGGUUUGGGGACUCAUCCAGGGUCGGCAUUCACUCCAACUUCUGCUGGAUCGCUUCUUUCGAGUGCAAAUUGUUCGUCACCUUCGAUGUCGAUGAGACACUUUACUGAUACUUCUCACGGGACUAUACCUCCUCCUCCUCCUGUAAUUCUUCCUGCUCCGCAUUCUCAGCUCAAUAUACAACAAUUAACGGCUAAUUCUUCACAAUCUAUGGCCCCUAAUUUGCCUCAACCUUUACCACCGUUUCUUCAAUCGAUUCCCACAGCUGAUCUGAGUGCUACAGCCAUUCUUUCUCAUCCCAACCAACAGAGUUGUGUCCCUCCAUUUUAUCAUCUACCUGUAAAUGGACAAAUAGAUUUAUUAAGUCAACAACAAACUGUUUCGGAAAUGCCAAGUAUUACUACAAUAAUGACGGGAGAAGAAGCUACAACCCAGUCAAUUGGCCAACAACCAAUGAUUUUUUCACCUCCAAAUAUUGUUCCACAAUGUCGACCGACAACACAGCCAAUUCCAACAGAUUAUAGGACUCCAAUAAAAGCAGCAGGCGAUGUUUCGCUUAGUGGUCCACAAUUAGCAGCAUUUUUAACAAAAGCUGCCCUUCUUUUACCACAGGUUCUUUAA
Messenger RNA from Meloidogyne enterolobii, 879 nucleotides. NCBI's taxonomy places the organism in Eukaryota, Metazoa, Nematoda, Chromadorea, Rhabditida, Meloidogynidae. The record is from the annotation of a GenBank genome assembly.